Molecule: messenger RNA, 2344 nt
Organism: Rhodofomes roseus
Lineage: Eukaryota; Fungi; Basidiomycota; Agaricomycetes; Polyporales; Fomitopsidaceae
Exons: 6
Coding region: 286-2178 (630 amino acids)
Source: RefSeq, a predicted model, not a curated record
GUGGGAGCGCCUCGCGGCCAGUGUGGACGCUCAGCUUAAGUAGUGCAGUAUCCUGGCCAAAGAAGCUGCCCCAGCGUGGUGCUCGCCCGCCUAAGACGUCGACUUCUGAUACAUCUCUGCGGCUUCCGGCGGUCGCAGCUGCAGACCGAAGACCUCCGUAGGCCUGUGUAGCACACUACAUACAUAACGACGACCGCAUCAGUCAGCAUAUGGACCGACCGUCCUCGUACCGCCCACACACUGCCGAGCAUCCCAGGACCCACACCCAUCGUCCUACCUGCUAACAUGCAAGAUGUAUCCGCCGCACUCUAUCCCGUCCACCGUCUUCUCAGCUGGCAGCGCGCCCCGCCGCCAAGCCUCAGCCUCAACGCGCUGCCGGCAGACAUCCUCUUCGAGAUUACGUCCUACUUCAACACGCUGUCUGACGUCCUCCAGCUUAGCCUCGUUUCAUCCGCCGUCUACGCGAAGACCAUCUCUGCGAUCUAUGGCGCCGUCGAGCUGCAGGGCCCCGCUCAGUGCGAGGCGACGCUGCGGAUGCUGGGCCGAUGUCCCGCCAUUGCGCGACACGUCCGCAAGCUCGUCGUUCGGCCUGAGAAGGAGCUCCCGCGGAGGCCUCGCCCCCAGACGAAGGAGUGGGACGUCGCGGGCGACAUCUCGCGGAUAGUCGCCCAUGCCGCCAAGCACCUGCACGACCUGCAUGUGUUCGAAUGGGACGGGGAGGACAUGCUCCCGGACGACCGUAUGUGGUCGGAGCUGCAGCGCAGAUGCCCGCAGCUGCGACAUAUCGGCACGACUCUUGGGUGCUUCUUGCCCCGACCCACAAGCUACCUGUUCAAGUUCAGCGGCCUUGAGGGCUUCUCGUUGAUCUUCAAGGAUGGCUUCUAUGCGCACCAACUACACCUCGCCUCACGCGAGAGCGCACCCGUCUUCUCCCGCCUCUGGGACAUGCUCGUACAGCGCUGUCCGUACCUGGAGUCUCUCGCAAUCGCAGGGACAUCCUUUGAGUCCUCAGACGUCUUCCCCCUCUACAGGAUACGCUGGCCGUGUCUGCGUCGUCUCACCGUCGGCGACGUCUUCCCGGGCAACCUCGCUCCGCCAGGGCAGAUGGGCUUCCACCCCUUCGUCGACUUUAUCGAGCGGCAUCCCACUCUGGAAGGUUUGCACCUCCUCGGCCACUCGGACAUCCACCACCUCGACCUCGCGCGGCUCGAGGACGAUGCCGUCCCACAUCUCACGGAGUUCACUGGGUCCCUCGAUCAUCUCCGCGCCCUGAUCAGCCGGGGCCAGGGUCAAGGCGCAGGCGCGAAUGCGAACGCACAGGUGCUGUGGGGCGCGCAAUGGGGGCAGCACGUCCCCCUCGGCGAUACGUCGUUGGCGAAGACGCUGAAGAGGUUGUGCUUGCCGGAGCCAAUGCAGCUGAGGGAGCUCACACCGCUCUCGAUCUCGCGCGUGCUGACGGACCUGACGGCGUUGACGUCGCUGACCAUCACGUUUGCGCUGCAUAGCGGGUACGACAGCAACGGCGUGUUCCGCACCAUCGUCUCCUCGUGCCCGCAACUGUUACACCUAGAUCUCACCUGCACCAGCAAACCUUCCUUCUACCUUGACACAUUCUCCCGCUCCGUCAAGAAGCUCGCCCGCCUCCGCUCGCUCAACCUCACCAUCGUCAAGUUCCACGGCGAAGAAGCCAUGCACGUCGGCGCCGCGCGCAUCGCCCUCGCCAACCCGCGCGUCGCCCGCUUCACCAUCAACUACAUCCCCGCGCACGCACCGUCGAUCCCGCUCCCGCCCCUGCUCGAGACGGGCGCCUUCGAGCUCCUCUGCGACAUACACGGUCUCCCCGUGAACCUGUACGUCUCGGAGUGGCGCGCGGUCCUCUCGGGUGGCGGUGGCGGCGGGGUGAUCUGGCGCAGCAUGGUGAGCGCGGCGAUGCUGCUCGGGAUCGGCGUCGGGACGGGCUGGCGCAGGUCGCACAACGGGUGGACGAGGAGGUGGGCGUGUGAGCUCCGGCACAGUGGGCAUCCCGACGUGACGCAGAAGGGCAUGUGCGAGCUGCUGCUGGAGCGGAGCCAGGCGGGCGAGGAGGCGCGUUUGCUCUUCCUUUGCUUGGGCCUGUUGCUCCUGGCGAUGUGGGGUGUCGUCUGGCGAGCAUCAGGUUAUGUGGCAUCGAAUGCAUGAGAUCACAUCGAUUCAUCGUCUCGUCACUGGACCAUACGUAGAACGUCGUCUUCACUACUGUACAGUAUAAUCUCAGUGUACUGUAUUACCAACUUGGACCCGAAGCGUUCGUGGGCGUUGCUCUCAUAUUCGCAGCCACUCGACCUAUUCUCGCAACAUACAACCU